Didymodactylos carnosus is the source of this 225-nucleotide messenger RNA. NCBI's taxonomy places the organism in Eukaryota, Metazoa, Rotifera, Eurotatoria, Philodinida, Philodinidae. The record is from the annotation of a GenBank genome assembly.
AUGGAACGAUUUGAACCCACAGAAUCAUUAUCAAAAAUAUUUGAAAAAUUGAAAGAACGAAAACAACAAUCAGGUGAAACAAUCAUGUCAUUUUACGACGCUAUUAUUAAAUUAUGUCGUGAAUAUGACCCAUCAAUGUCUCAAAGAAUGAUGAUAUCGUGGCUAGAAAAUGACGCCAAAGAUUCAUUAAAAAUUCAGAUAAAACGCCAAAUGAAAGUACUCACG